This is a messenger RNA of Wasmannia auropunctata (little fire ant), 2392 nucleotides long. RefSeq names its product protein ST7 homolog. The coding region runs from base 543 to 2096 and encodes 517 amino acids. Gene Ontology annotation, molecular function: protein binding. The transcript is spliced from 2 exons. The record is from RefSeq and is a predicted model, not a curated record. NCBI's taxonomy places the organism in Eukaryota, Metazoa, Arthropoda, Insecta, Hymenoptera, Formicidae.
AUGCUAAUAUGCUACCAUCUAUCGUCGUCAUUAAAUCUGCAAUUAGACAGUCGGCAACAAUAAAGAAACUCGAAAAUUUCUCCUUUAUCAACGUGACUUGAUAAAGGAGACCGGUAUCUUGCAGCGCGCCCUCUUCCUUUUCAACUUGAUCCCCUUAUCGACCGAAGAAGAAGCCAAUUUACCUGGCCGUUUCGCGUGGAAUGUUGUCAGCAUUGAGCAGCAUCAGAGCAUCGUCGAAAAUAUUUACUACGCGCCGGGAGAUGCGUGACGAUGCACGCGUGCCGAGUCGUCGGAUAGCCGGAUCGUCCAGCAAUUUUAUCUUCGGCGUACGGGACGAGCUUACGGACGAAGUCGGAUACGAAGUAGCGGCACGAGAGGAGAGCUCACGUGGAGUCUUGCUGUUAGCCACCGUGCUCCGGAUGUCGCGCGCCGUGUGGUGAACAGCGGUGGAGCACUUGUGCCUGCUUGUGCCUCGCGACGACUCGCCUUCGAAAAUCGCAACAGAGUCGCGCGCGGAGUUGUUUUCCCUCGAGCGAGCAUAAAUGGCACUGCUACUCACCAUAUCCAACAUGUGGGACUCGACGCUGCUCCUGAACACCCUAACCCCAAAAUUCUACGUCGCCCUCACCGGUACGUCGUCUCUCAUCUCCGGCCUGAUACUCAUCUUCGAGUGGUGGUACUUCAGGAAGUACGGCACCUCGUUCAUCGAGCAGGUGUCACUCAACCACAUCUCGCCGUGGAUCGGCGGCGGUGACAGCGCCAACGAUGGCAAUGGUACGAGCCUCACCUCCGGAGGCUCCUCGAGUCACCAGAAUGUGCCCGAGUGCAAGGUCUGGCGCAAUCCGAUCAAUCUUUUCAGAGGCGCGGAGUAUCAGAGAUUUUACUGGGCCACCAACAAGGAGCCCCUCACGUACUACGACAUGAACUUGUCCGCACAGGACCAUCAGACGUUCUUUACCUGCGAAGGUGAUACUGGUAAAGCAGAGUACGAGAUUAUGCAAACAGCUUGGAGAGAGCGCAAUCCAGUAGUGAGAAUACAAGCUGCACACAGUGCUCUCGAUCGUAAUCCCGAUUGUGCGCCAGCUUAUAUUCUUCUCGCGGAGGAAGAGGCCACUACUAUCGUCGAGGCGGAGAAGAUCCUGAAGCAAGCCUUGAAAGUGGCCGAAAACAAUUACAGGAAGUCACAGAAUACCCAACACCAGGGAUCCAUAGCCGAGGCGAUACACAGGAGGGAUACAAAUGUCUUGAUCUACAUCAAGAGAAGACUAGCGAUGUGCGCGAGGAAAUUAGGGAAGCUUAAGGAGGCGGUGAAGAUGUUCCGCGAUCUCACAAAGGAGGUACCGCCCAUCAUGAAUGUCUUGAAUAUCCAUGAGAACCUGAUUGAGACCCUGCUGGAGAUGCAGGCGUACGCGGACGUGCAGGCCGUGCUGGCCAAGUACGACGACAUCAGCCUGCCGAAAUCGGCGACCAUUUGCUACACGGCGGCGCUGCUGAAGGCACGGCUGGUGGCGGACAAGUUCUCACCCGAUAUCGCCAGUAAACGCGGUCUGACCACCGCCGAGAUGUCGGCGGUGGAGGCGAUCCACCGGGCCGUAGAAUUCAAUCCUCAUGUGCCCAAGUAUCUCCUGGAAAUGAAGCCGCUCAUCCUCCCUCCUGAACACGUGCUGAAACGUGGUGACUCCGAAGCGAUUGCAUACGCGUUCUUUCACCUGGCACACUGGAAGCAGAUAGAGGGUGCCCUGAAUCUACUCCACUGUACGUGGGAAGGCACGUUCAGGAUGUUGCCCUAUCCGCUGGAGCGUGGUCAUCUGUUUUACCCGUAUCCAACGUGUACUGAAUGUGCCGACCGGGAGCUCUUGCCGUCGUUCCACGACGUCAGUGUCUACCCGAAGAAGGAGCUGCCCUUCUUCAUCCUCUUCACCGCCGGUCUGUGCUCGUUCACUGCACUGUUGGCCCUGUUGACUCAUCAGUAUCCGGACACCAUGGGCGUAGUCGCCCGUUCGAUGCUUGCCUGGGUCUCCCGUCCGUUUUAUUAUCUUCUUGACAAGCUGGCUAUCUUGCCCUCUAACUUAUUGCAGCAGCUCUCUAGAAUAUAAGGCUGUAUUUCCACAUAUGAUCUCCAUUAACUUAAGAACUUAUUGUGAUACUCGCGAUACUUAUUGCUUUAUUUCUAUCAUCUAUCUCUGUAGGCGCCUGUAUUAGGUAUGUACGUAAAUGUGUAAAAGUUCCAAUUUACAAUUUUGUCGUGACUGAUGCAUCACGAUAUCUUUGUAGCGACGAUUGUGUUUACCGUUAAGUUCAAAUCUAUGGAACAAUGAUGAAUAUUAACAGCAACAAUAAGAAUUUUAGACAGUAACGUUUUCGUUACGCGUUAUAUAUAAUAUAUAUAUAU